CUCUCUCUCUCUUUCUUGUUCCUAUCAUUUCCCGUAAUUCCAAUCUUAUCCCCGUCCCCUUCGCCGCACUAACUAGGGUUCCAUCUCUCUCUCUCUCCCUCUCUCGAUCGAUCGAUCGCUCGAUCGCCAUUGAUUUGAUCCGUGGAUGCGUUGUUAUUCGGCGGCGUGAUUGGUUUUCUCUGUGUUCUUUGCUAGAAUUAGAUCCGAAUCUGGCCCGAUCCGACCGAAUCAUGGCUCGUGCAACCCUACUUCUUCGCCACUCCAGCAAGCUGAGAAAUGCUCACAAUGUGCUACAACAUAAGCCUGCUGUUUUUACCCGUCAUCACUCCAGAGGUGCUGGCGCGCUUGUUGGAAAAGGAGAUGAUCUGUCAAGGUGUCGUCAACUUGAACAGCUGGGAAAUAGAGAUGCAUACUCAAGCACGAAGAGAAGCUCUGUAAAGGAUUUUGAUCUCUUCAAGGCACCUUUUCCGGUGGCAAACAUGAACCUUUACAGGAAAGUAACUCAUAUUGGCGGUUCAUCGGCCGGCGCCCUCUUCAAUAAUUCUUUGUCAUGCGUGCAGAUAGCUCCAAAGAGGUGCUUUUCUAGUAGCUCAGAUCUACCGCCGCAUCAAGAAAUUGGGAUGCCGUCACUUUCUCCUACCAUGACUGAGGGGAACAUCGCAAGGUGGCUCAAGAAGGAAGGCGAUAAAGUUUCUACUGGUGAAGUUCUUUGUGAAGUAGAAACUGAUAAAGCCACUGUUGAAAUGGAAUGCAUGGAGGAAGGUUAUAUUGCUAAAAUAAUACAUGGAGAUGGGGCUAAAAAUAUCAAAGUUGGAGAGAUUAUUGCCAUAAUCGUUGAAGAAGAGGAGGAUAUUGCAAAGUUUAAAGAUUACACAGUUUCAAAAUCUUCUCCCCCUCCCGAAGAAAAAUCUACAGCUGAACCUAAAGAACCAGAAGAGGAGCCAGAGCCUGCGAAAGCUCCUGAGACAACAGCAGCAAAGACUGAAGAUGUUUCCCGUGGAGAAGAUCGUAUUUUCGCAAGCCCUCUGGCAAGAAAGUUGGCGGAAGACAAUAAUGUACCUCUUGCGAGUUUAAAAGGAACUGGCCCUGAUGGGCGUAUAGUAAAAGCAGAUGUUGAAGAGUACUUGGCAUCUAGAGCAAAGGGUGCCGAGGUGCCGAAAACAGUUGCACCUCAAGGAUUAGAUUAUGUGGAUAUUUCAAACUCACAGAUAAGAAAGGUUACAGCUUCACGACUAUUGCUUUCAAAACAAACUAUUCCGCAUUACUAUUUGACAGUUGAUACUCGUGUUGACAAACUUAUGGAAUUGCGACAACAGCUAAAUUCGUUACAAGAAGCCUCCGGUGGGAAAAGGAUAUCCAUCAACGAUCUUGUCAUAAAGGCUGCUGCAUUGGCUCUUCGUAAAGUUCCCCAGUGUAACAGUUCCUGGAUGAACGAUUUCAUCCGCCAGUACUAUAACGUAAAUAUUAACGUCGCUGUACAAACUGAUCACGGAUUAUUUGUUCCGGUUAUCAAGGAUGCGGACAAAAAGGGGCUUUCUACGAUAGCAGAAGAGGUGAAACAGCUGGCCCAGAAAGCCAAGGAUAACAGUCUGAAGCCAGAAGAUUAUGAGGGAGGCACAUUUACUGUAUCUAACCUGGGAGGCCCAUUUGGAAUCAAACAAUUUUGCGCCAUCAUAAAUCCUCCUCAAUCGGGCAUUUUGGCUAUCGGCUCUGCCGAGAAAAGGGUAAUUCCUGGUUCCGGUCCGGAUCAGUUCGAGUUCGGCUCCUUCAUGUCGGUCACACUGAGCUGCGACCAUCGUGUUAUUGACGGUGCCAUCGGCGCGGAGUGGUUGAAAGCAUUCAAAGGCUACGUCGAGAACCCGCAUUCGAUGUUGCUGUAAACCUAAAAAACGCGUCGGAGAUUUUUAUUUUUAUUGUUUCCUUUUUGGAGGUUUAACAAAUAAGGCUCCGUAUUAUCCUCGCCAAAUUCUUUUGUUGCUGUCCUCUCUCUUUCCCUUGGAUUGUGGUUUUUGGUGUAUAAUUUCGGCGUGGCCUCGACUGAGGAACUGAGAACUAACAGAGAGCUGUAGAGCCAAAACUAGCUUUUACACAUGAUGCCUCUUAUCUGCCCAGAAAAGUGUUGGUUUCUUUUCUAUCCCUGUGGUUUGUAGGGAGAGAGCUGCA
Molecule: messenger RNA, 2163 nt
Organism: Ananas comosus (pineapple)
Lineage: Eukaryota; Viridiplantae; Streptophyta; Magnoliopsida; Poales; Bromeliaceae
Product: dihydrolipoyllysine-residue acetyltransferase component 3 of pyruvate dehydrogenase complex, mitochondrial-like
Exons: 19
Coding region: 231-1880 (549 amino acids)
Biological process (GO): pyruvate decarboxylation to acetyl-CoA
Cellular component (GO): pyruvate dehydrogenase complex
Molecular function (GO): dihydrolipoyllysine-residue acetyltransferase activity
Source: RefSeq, a predicted model, not a curated record